ACCACUGAUGGCUCAAUGGAACGAAAUGUGUGUAUACAUACAUAACCUGUAGUUAGUUACUGUCGAAUAGCAACGAAUCGGUAUAUUUACAAGAAAUUGUACAAUAUAUUGUACUAAAAGGGGCAUACUCUAAGACAUUUUUAUUAGUAACGAUGCCAAAAUAUUACUGUGACUACUGUGAUACGUAUUUAACGCACGAUUCACCGAGUGUACGAAAAACGCACUGCCAGGGUCGUAAACACAAGGACAAUGUUAAAUAUUUUUAUCAAAAAUGGAUGGAAGAGCAAGCACAACAUCUAAUUGAUGCAACAACGGCAGCAUUCAAAGCGGGGAAGAUUGCGUCUAAUCCGUUUGCGGCAAACAAGGGAGCAGCAAUUCCACCACCUCCAAAUCUUGGUCCUCGACCUGGAGUUCCACCUCAAGGUCCACCAGGUAUGAUGCCACCACCAGGUAUGCAUCCUGGUGGUCCAAUGGGCCCAGGAGGUCCAAUGAUGAUGGGACCACAUGGACCAAUGCCACCAAUGAUGGGCAUGAGGCCACCUAUGAUGGGUCCUAUGGGACCAAUGGGACCAAUGAUGGGUCCAAUGGGACCUAUGGGACCAAUGAGACCUCCGAUGAAUGGACCACCACCACCUAUGGGAGGACCUCCGCCGAUGAAAAAAUAAUGUUGGAAAUAUAUGUAUUAUUCUAAUUAUUUCAAUUAUAUUAAUACAUAUUUCAAUAAUAAGUAUUUCAUUAAUUUUGUAUAUUUAAGCACAAGCCUAAUGAUAUGUAUAUAUGAAUAUAAAUACAAAUUUUCCCCCAUGAUUCAAAAUAUUCUUAGAAUAUUGGUUUUAAGUUAGAAAAAUAAGAAUCCCAAAUUUACAGAAGACUAAGUGUGAUGCUAAUUUUAUUUAGAUAAAUGAUCUAGUAUUGUAAUAUAAAUAUAUAUAGGGUAAGAAAUAAAAACUAAAUGUAUAA
This is a messenger RNA of Osmia bicornis bicornis, 960 nucleotides long. It is a transcript of the gene snRNP-U1-C, whose product is annotated as U1 small nuclear ribonucleoprotein C. The transcript has a single exon. Gene Ontology annotation, cellular component: nucleus; U1 snRNP. NCBI's taxonomy places the organism in Eukaryota, Metazoa, Arthropoda, Insecta, Hymenoptera, Megachilidae. Gene Ontology annotation, biological process: mRNA 5'-splice site recognition; spliceosomal snRNP assembly; mRNA splicing, via spliceosome. Gene Ontology annotation, molecular function: zinc ion binding; pre-mRNA 5'-splice site binding. The record is from RefSeq and is a predicted model, not a curated record. Bases 153 to 665 code for a protein of 170 amino acids.